UUAUGUGCAACGAGCUGCUUUAUAUUUCUAUAGACGUCCUUUGAAUCUAGAAGGCUGGGGAAAUUGGGAUGUUUGUGCGGCGCGCGCCAUCUCGGGGGUGUGGUAAUGCUCGCGCUGUGACCUCACGCGCGCACGGGCUCUGAAUACUCAGCACUCAGAGCAAGCAGCGCACAGCGAUCACCAGAUAACCGAAGGCAUGGCUGCGUCUCAGGGGAAGAGCGAACUCCGUUAUGCGGACUGGAUGUCAAGUUUACCGGCAACCUUGCACAGCACUCCUCUCACCAAUCUCGCAAUACCGGGUUCCCAUGACUCAUUUAGUUUCUACAUUGAUGAAGCCUCACCAAUUGGACCUGAACAGCCUGAGACAGUGCAGAACUUUGUCUCUGUGUUUGGUACUGUGGCCAAGAAACUGAUGAGGAAAUGGUUGGCAACACAGACGAUGAACUUCACAAACCAGCUGGAGGCAGGGAUCCGCUUCUUUGAUCUCCGCAUAUCCACCAAACCCAGAGACCCCGACAAUGAGCUCUACUUUGCACACGGUCUGUUCAGCGCCACCGUACGCGAAGGCCUGGAGCAGAUCAGCACUUUCCUGGCCUCCCAUGCUCGCGAAGUGGUGUUCCUGGACUUCAACCACUUCUAUGGCGUACAGAACCUCCAUCACGAAAAGCUGGUCCAGAUGCUGCGAACCAUCUUUGGGGACCGACUCUGCCCAGUAGUGUUUGCUCAAGAGGUAAGCCUGAAGUACCUCUGGGAAAAGGAGUAUCAAGUGCUGGUCUUCUAUCACAAUCCCAUGGCUCUGGAGGUUCCAUUCUUGUGGCCAGGUCAGAUGAUGCCCUCCCCUUGGGCCAACACUACAGAUCCCGAAAAGCUUAUUCAAUUCCUUCAAGCCUCUGUCAAGGAUCGGAGACAUAAGGGCACCUUUUUUGUGUCCCAGGUGGUUCUCACUCCCAAAGCAAGCACCGUCAUGAAGGGUGUCACCAGCGGCCUGAGGGAGACCAUCACAGAGAAAGCGCUUCCAGGCAUGAUGCAGUGGAUCCGCUCACAGCGACCUGGCGAAAGUGGCGUAAACAUCAUCUCGGCUGACUUUGUGGAGCUGGGUGGAUUUAUCAGCGCCAUUAUCACCCUCAACUACUACCUGGAUGAUGAGGAAGAGAAUGCAACCUGAACCUCCAAAUAUCCAGAGUCACUUGUGGUAUUAAUUACACUUGCUCCCUUUCUCUUUAGUUUAAUUGUAAUCUUAUUGAUUUGUAUCUAUUUUUGGAUCAUAGAGCUCUGGUUGUCUCUGACAUUUUUAGGGCUUAUGAAAACCGUAAGGUUAAGAGAUAAGAGUAGAGAGCAGACGCGGUCAAGUGGAUUAAUUUCAGGUAUUGUCUGAGAACUAGGACAAAUCGGACAGAAGGCGAUUUCAUGUUUUUUCUGGGCAAAAAGGUGACUGGCCUUUUCUCAUGUUUCUCUUCUUCCUAUCUGUUGGACUAUGCUGAUUCAAAUGCGCAACAUUUUCACAAUUUAGCUUCUGAUCAAAGUACCAAUAACAUUAACUCAUAUCAUGGGGAAUAAAUAUUGUUUGACUCUAUAGUAGGUCUGUUUCUUGUGGUAAUAGUAACUUGUAUUAUUGUCAAGUUGUAAAUACUUGUAAACCUGUUGAAUUGUACUAUUGCUUACUAUUUGUCCUGCUCAAACAGAUGAGUUAAGGUUCCCUUCAGGGCCUCGGUCUGGUCUUAUAAUGCUGAAGAAGUGAACUAUUAGAUGUUUGUAUUCACAACCAAAAAUGGCAAAUUUAUGUAACAGCAUAUUUGUCUUUUUGCCAGUAUCAACACUGAGAAGUGUGGCUUUGUAUCGAAAAUUUUUUGGAGUCAUCCUUUACUUCGUCUAUGAUUCUAAAAUGGAUUCUUUUGUAAUUGUGAAGAAAAUAUAUACAGUAUUCAUUGCAUUUGCACUGUUGUGACUGAGGACUGUUAAAGAGUGGCCAUUGAAGUUUUGUGGCCUGUUAAAUCCAAAUGCAGUGCACAAAAAGCAGUAUACCUGAUAGUUGAGUAAAAUGCUUAAUACAAUCCUUGUAUCCCUUGUUUAAAUAAAUAAACAAGGGACACUACUUAAUAAUUGUAAACAGACCAAUUAUGAUGCCAUUUUCAAAUAAUCCAGACUAAUUGGAUAAAUUGCAGUGCUAAUGUUUUAAUCAACCAGAUGCCAAAUAAUUUAAUUUGAUCAGUAUAUGAAUUUUUUUUAACAAUGUGACAGAUUCUCUCACACUAAUGUCUUCUCUCUUUAUUUUCUCUAUUUGAACAAAAAUUAAUAGUAAUUAUAUGCUGAAUUGUUAAGGCAUUAUGUGAGUGUAGAGCGCAGGAGGGUGGGGCUGGGCUGGAAUAACGCAUGCCAAUAAACCGGUCACCAAUCAGCCUGAUGGGGCGUAUGAGGGAUAAAGGCGACCUGUGACAACGGUUUGAGAGAGAGAGAGAGAGAGAGAGAAUUACAGGCAGCUGCUCUGUGUGUUUAUGUUUGUGUGUUUUUCGUUUAUUUCUUCAUUAAACUGUAAUUUAUAUUGUAAAAAAAAAAAAAACUCACUCACCGUUUCUCUGAUGCACCGUCACGUGGUCCCGGAUCACUCCUCCACCCUCUCAGGCGGGCGGCAGCCGCCCCUACCCGGGCGGACCGGAGUCAGACUUACAACCCCGGCAGAUGGAACACCCCUCCGCGUUCCCGGCGACUCGCAGGGCUCUCCGCCCUGGCAGCGGCUCCACUGCUCCAGGCAGUCGGGUAGUCCAGCCUCCACUCGCCUCGCAGACAGCGGCUGCUCCCCGAGUCCGGCCGGUCGGGCUACCCCGUCCCACUGUGGAUGGGAGCAGCUCUCACCUGGGUGGACAACAAUGUCGAGGACUCCGCGACGGACAUCCCUGCUCCUUCCCGGGUUUCAGCACAUUCGGGCAAUGUGGGGGGGUUUAAGGGAAAGGAGGAGGCGAGAACCGGCUUGACAAUAUAAAUAAUAGUUUUAAUAAUGAACUGAACGAAAAA
Molecule: messenger RNA, 3009 nt
Organism: Xyrauchen texanus (razorback sucker)
Lineage: Eukaryota; Metazoa; Chordata; Actinopteri; Cypriniformes; Catostomidae
Product: PI-PLC X domain-containing protein 3-like
Exons: 3
Coding region: 197-1165 (322 amino acids)
Biological process (GO): lipid metabolic process
Cellular component (GO): synapse
Molecular function (GO): phosphoric diester hydrolase activity
Source: RefSeq, a predicted model, not a curated record